UUUCGAGGUAGGCGGGACGUGGUCGUUUCACAACACAAUGAUAAGAGCCGGGACGGGUUAGACCAGCCCGGACUCAAACAUGAUCAUAACAUCUGCAUAAGACGGGUCAGGAUGAAGGGUCUUUACCUGGUAGAGCCGGUGGUGGCCCUCUACGCCUUCUCCACCUACCUGUGCUACCCGCUGGUGCAGCAGUUUGUGUACAGGCGGCUGUGGGACGAGCUGACCAACAGCAGCUACCCCGUCACGUCCACGCCGUGCGCCUCCAACGCCAGCAACCAGUCCGACUACUCUCAGGAAGUGCAGCGGCGGUCCUCGCUGUUCUCGCUCUACACGGAGCUGCUGUCCAGCGUGCCCUCCCUGGCGGUCACGCUGGCGGUGGUGGCCUACAGCGACCGCGGCGGGCGUAAAGUGGCCAUCGUGCUGCCGCUGGCGGGCACGCUGGCGUUCACGCUGGUGCUGCUGUGCGUCUCCUACUUCCGGCUGAACGUCUACAUCCUGGUGGGCGCCACGCUGCUGCCGGCGCUGUGCGGCGGCCUGGGCACCUUCCUGGGGGGCUGCUUCGCCUACGUCGCUGACGUCAGCGCCGACGGCCGGCGGAAGACGCUGCGCAUGGCCGGGCUGGACAUGAUGUCGGGGCUGCUGUCGGGCGUGGCCGCCCUGUCCACGGGCUACUUCCUGCGGGCGGCGGGCUUCAACUGGCCCUUCCUGGCCUCCGCCGCGUGCCAGGCGCUGGUGCUGCUGUACGCCGUCUUCGUGCUGGAGGAGACCGUCCAGCGGCCGGCCGCCGACGCCGCCCGUCCGGACGAGCCGCGGCCGCCCUCGGCCUUGCAGCAGAUGUUCUACGGCGUCUACCGGAUGUUUGCCGGGGCCGCCCCCAAGCGCCGGACGCUGCUGGUCCUCCUGAUGUCCAUCUUCAACAGCUUCUCCUUCGCCUACUUCGGCGGCGCCUCCCUCUUCGUGCUCUACGAGCUCAACGAGCCGCUGUGCUGGAGCGAGAUCCUGAUCGGCUACGGCACGGCCGUCUCCACCUCCGUCUUCCUGACCAGCUUCGCCGGCGUGGCGGCGCUCACCUACUGCGGCGCGCCCGCCCUGCUGAUGGUGCUGAUGGGCGUCCUGUCGGUGGCCACGGGCAUGGUCAUCAUGGCCUUCUCCAAAAGCACGCUCAUGAUUUUUCUGGCCAGGCUGACCAUGCUGCUGUCCAUCAUGCCCUACUCUGUGCUGCGUGCCAUGAUGUCCAAGAUCGUCUCCAAGUCGGAGCAAGGCGCCCUGUUUGCCUGCCUGUCCUUCGGGGAGGUGCUGACGGCCAACGUGUCGGUGGCGGUCUUCAACAGCGUGUACGCCGCCACGGUGGGGCGACACCCCGGUCUGGUCUUCCUGCUGGCGGCAGGACUCUGCACGAUCCCUGCUUUGCUGCUGUGGGUGGUGUGGGUGGUCGGCGUGGACGUGGCCGACGAGGACUCGGGCCCGGAACGUUCCCAAAGAGACAAGGAGUCCAAGGAGGUGCCUGAAGAGGAGGCCCCGCUGCUCACAUGAAGACUUUUGCAUCAACUUGUCUGCGCUCUACUUUCCAGAACAGCCAUCUGCUAUUAUUAUUAUUAUUAUUAUUAUUAUUAUUAUUAUUAUGUUGACUUCCUUCCUGGUGACACACACACACACACACACGCACACACACACACACACACACACACACACACACACACACACACACACACACACACACACACACACCUGUCAGCUGGCGUUGACAUGUGCAGUUAAAAAGGGAGAAACAAUAAUUGAUUUAUUUGGGGCCCCUCAGGAACAUUAGAGCACUGCAAUAAUAAUUAUAAAUGACCACGGGUUGUUUUUAUAAAUGAAAAUGUAAUCAGUUUUUAUUUUUUGUAAUGAUUUUUAUAUAUACAUAUGUAUGUAUGUAUGUAUAUAUGUGUCUUUGUGUGGGUAAAAAACAUUAAAUGUGAUGUUUCUGUCACGACAUUCAA
This is a messenger RNA of Nerophis ophidion (straightnose pipefish), 1979 nucleotides long. Its product is annotated as lysosomal proton-coupled steroid conjugate and bile acid symporter SLC46A3. Gene Ontology annotation, molecular function: transmembrane transporter activity. The transcript has 6 exons. Gene Ontology annotation, cellular component: lysosomal membrane. The record is from RefSeq and is a predicted model, not a curated record. Bases 112 to 1533 code for a protein of 473 amino acids. Gene Ontology annotation, biological process: vacuolar transmembrane transport. Lineage: Eukaryota; Metazoa; Chordata; Actinopteri; Syngnathiformes; Syngnathidae.